Messenger RNA from Seminavis robusta, 1029 nucleotides. NCBI's taxonomy places the organism in Eukaryota, Bacillariophyta, Bacillariophyceae, Naviculales, Naviculaceae. The record is from the annotation of a GenBank genome assembly.
AUGAUGUCAACAUUCCCUUGGACGGCCGCAUGGCUCGUUCUUCUCCUUACCGCAACCACGACCUUGGCUGCGGAGACUGAAGAACAGCAAGCAGAAGAACAACAGCAGAAUCUUCGAAGGGAGCAAGAAGUUACAAUUGACGACCCGUUUUGGUUCGAAACCGAGCUCCCUGAAGAUUAUGAUUAUAUUCUCCCCAUGGGAACUGCGAAUGAGAUCCUGGGAGGAACCAGAGUGUCGGCGGGUGUGUAUCCCUACUUUGUGUCUCUGGAAUACAACGGUCAAAUCUACUGCGGGGCAACACUUAUAUCACCAAACAGAGUCCUGUCGGCGGCGCAUUGCUUUUUCACGCGUAGUGGAGCCAUCUUUCUACCGACCAAUAUUCGGGUAGGACACGUUAGCACGACGGAUGGUGAAACCGUGGCACCUUCUUGUGUCAAGAUUCAUCCACAGUACGGACAGGAUCGUCAGGGUCUCUACAGCGAUGUGGCUGUCCUCAAGCUUGCCACGCCCGUAACUACCGUCACGGAAUUUUCCCAGCUCAAUUCAUUUGUUGGCUAUCCCACGGACCAGGCUCAGGGUCUCACGGCCAUUGGAUUUGGCUUGACCAGCAACGGAGGUACGACGUCCAGUCAUUUGCUCCAGACUAGUGAAGCCCAUGACACCAUUGCCAAUUGCAAGGCCAACUGGAAGUGUGCCGAUCAAAAGUAUCAUGUCUGUGCCAACGGCGUCAACUCGGGUACUAAUGGUGUUUGCAAUGGUGACAGCGGUGGGCCACUGUAUGACGCUGCCAAAAAGCAAGUUGGUGUCACUUCCUUUGGUUCUUCGGUGGGCUGCGGAUCCUCGUAUUCUGAUGUCUUUGCGAAUGUUGCUUCGUAUUAUGAUUGGAUUCAGGGGGAGAUUGCGUCGAACCAGUGCAGUUCUGCGCACACAAUGUUCUCGGGCACUCCCUGCAGCGGUGUGGCGGGUUUUUGUGCCGUGGGUCAGAUGUACAGCCGAGUACGCAACUAUUUGUUUGAUUUUUGGGCGUAA